AUGGCGUCCUUUGUGCCCGAGCAGGGCCUGUCCCCCCCCCCUUGCAGACGCGCUCUCACCAAGCAGGAGCUCCCAUCUCUGGGCCUCGAUCCGACCAGCUUCAGCCUCUACAGCCCUCCGUCUCCACCUGAGUCCACCUGGCUCCAACCGUCCACCAACCACAGCUUCGCCCCCAGCCCGGAGCAGACCCCCUUCACCACAGGAAGUCCCCCAGGACUCCCGAUGCCAUUCAGAGACUUCCACCCGCAUCUCUACGGGCUCCAGAGGAGCAUGCCCUGGUUCUCCCAGGAGGAGAUGCUGAGUUUGGUUCGCCCACCGUACUCUUACUCUGCCCUCAUCGCCAUGGCAAUAAAGAGCGCGCCAGAGCAGCGGCUGACCCUCAGCCAGAUCUACCAGUACGUCUCCGACAACUUCCCCUUCUACAGCCACAGCAAGGCCGGCUGGCAGAACUCCAUCCGCCACAACCUGUCGCUCAACAACUGCUUCCAGAAAGUUCCCCGUGAUGAGAACGACCCAGGUAAAGGUAACUACUGGACUCUGGACCCAAACUGUGAGAAGAUGUUUGAUAAUGGAAACUUUCGCCGCAGGAGGAAGAGGAAGAACGACUGUGAGACCACUGACAAAAAACUUUACCACUCUUCCUCGCCUGCCUCCUCCUCCUCAUCGCCAUCCUCCUCAGAGCCCAGCCCCAAAGUUCCCAGCAUGCACUGCAGCAGUGGGUACACUGAGCUGCCUCCUUUCUCAGGCGCUGCGCCCAGCCUCAGCAGCUUCCUCUGCCACCUCCGGGACUCACGCUUCCUCUCUCCUCCUCCUCCUCACUCCUCUUCGCCUUACAUGAAGUUACCUGAGCAUGCCUCCCCACCUUCACCUCCCCAGGGGUACGUCUCGUCUUAUUCACCAGGUGCUGUGGUGCCACAGUGGGACACCAGCAGUUCUACUCCACCCUUCUACACCUCAUCACCUCCUCUCUUCCCCUCCUCCCAGUCAAAUCCCAGAAACUUCUACCCUCUGCCCGACCCUCAGACCGGCUCACCUUCGCUCUACACUGAGCUGCAGACGGCGUCCUGCCCUCAGCCGGAGCUGCAGCAGCUCCAGCAGCCGCAGGCCCAGAGCGAGCCUCUGUUCUCGGUAGGCUUCAGUGACUCUCUGCCCCUGGACUCACUGGUCCUCCAGCACUGAAGCAGACUCACCUGUCCAUGCUGAGGUCGCUGUAAAACUGUGUUGAUAUUUCUAUUUAUCUCUUUUCUUAAGCUUUUC
Messenger RNA from Archocentrus centrarchus (flier cichlid), 1257 nucleotides. RefSeq names its product forkhead box I3a (gene foxi3a). The coding region runs from base 1 to 1179 and encodes 392 amino acids. The transcript is spliced from 2 exons. Gene Ontology annotation, biological process: regulation of transcription by RNA polymerase II; anatomical structure morphogenesis; cell differentiation. Lineage: Eukaryota; Metazoa; Chordata; Actinopteri; Cichliformes; Cichlidae. The record is from RefSeq and is a predicted model, not a curated record. Gene Ontology annotation, molecular function: DNA-binding transcription factor activity, RNA polymerase II-specific; RNA polymerase II cis-regulatory region sequence-specific DNA binding.